CGGGGACGGCAUAGCCGCUGCUCCCGCCGGGCCCAGUGCUUCCUGCGCCGCUCUCAGCCCCGCUCAGACCGGCCAUGGCGCGGCCCGAGGCUAGUUAUGAGGCGGCGGUGCCGCCCCGCCCCGCCUGCACCUACACCAGCUGCUACUGCGAAGAAAAUGUUUGGAAGCUUUGUGACUACAUCAGGAAUCAGGAUCGGUACCCUUUAGAAGAAUUUUAUGCUGUUUUCAUAUCCAAUGAUAAGAGGAUGAUUCCACUCUGGAAGCAGAAAUCUGGACAUGGAGAUGAGCCUGUUGUGUGGGACUAUCAUGUUAUUCUACUUCAUCUUUCCAGUGGGGAGGAGAACUUCAUUUAUGAUCUUGACACAGUGUUGCCAUUUCCCUGUCCUUUUGAUGUGUACAGUGUGGAGGCCUUCAGGUUGGAUGACAGCCUUCGUCCAGAGUUUCACAGGAAAAUCAGAAUGAUUCGAGCAGAUUUGUACUUGAAGACAUUUGCUUCAGACAGAUCUCACAUGAAGGAUGCAAAUGGGAAAUGGCAGAAACCUCCUCCUCCAUACCCUUGCAUUGAAACUGCAGAUUCCAAGAUGAACUUGGAUGAUUUCAUCAGUAUGAAUCCCGAAGUGGGAUGGGGCUCAGUGUUCUCCCUUUCAGACUUUGUGCAUCGAUUUGGCAGUCAGACUGAUUACAGCUAUUCCUUGGAAGGACAGUAAAGUGAACAAAGUUCCUCUGGUUCUGAGUGGAUGUGUUUUGUUUUGCUGCUCUUACAUUGUAUUUAUGGUUUACAUUUCUGUACAUGCAAUAGAUAUUUGGAAAAAUAGAACACCCAGACAGAAAUAUAAUGAACUGAAUAAAAACCUUUAUUUUAAUUA
Serinus canaria (Common canary) is the source of this 866-nucleotide messenger RNA. RefSeq names its product N-terminal glutamine amidase 1 (gene NTAQ1). NCBI's taxonomy places the organism in Eukaryota, Metazoa, Chordata, Aves, Passeriformes, Fringillidae. Bases 75 to 707 code for a protein of 210 amino acids. The transcript has 6 exons. The record is from RefSeq and is a predicted model, not a curated record. Gene Ontology annotation, molecular function: protein-N-terminal glutamine amidohydrolase activity; protein-N-terminal asparagine amidohydrolase activity. Gene Ontology annotation, cellular component: nucleus; cytosol.